Epinephelus lanceolatus (giant grouper) is the source of this 3216-nucleotide messenger RNA. Its product is annotated as kiaa0895l. The record is from RefSeq and is a predicted model, not a curated record. NCBI's taxonomy places the organism in Eukaryota, Metazoa, Chordata, Actinopteri, Perciformes, Serranidae.
CGCUUCCUGGCCGGCCCAGGCAGGCGCCUCAGGCCCCGUUCCAACUCUGAACCGCUAUCCGCUCAUCAUCAUCAGUCACCGGUGAAGACACACCGAGUCCUCCGCCCCCGGUCCGUGAGGAGCUGCCGCCGCCGGUAUGAGUGGAUGAAGCGGCUGAGAUCAGCAGAGAGGUCCCGGGACUCGGUGCUCGCGUUGGAGCUGGAGGCGUCGGUUGAGGCGGAGCGGCCGUGGUGAUGGUGUUGGACUCAGGUGAAGUCUUCAUGGAUCAGGUUGAGGGUGAAAGUGUCGGGAGCAGCAGGAGCUUGUUGGAGCCAGAUGUUCGGGCAGAUCGUCCCAAAGUGCCCAGAUCGCCGUCCAAAAGGAGCAAUGUUGCCAAGAAGGAGAAGGUGUCCCACAACGGACUCCCGGCCCAGACAAACAGCGGCCAGGUAGCACAGAGGAGGACGUCAUCAUCAUCAUCAUUGUUAAAAAGUGGAGCUGCGCCCAGACCGCCCCUACGUCGCCCCCUCAGCCUGGAGAUGACGCCUCAGCGCCUGCGAGGGUCUCAGGAGCACAUGGCCGACAGGCGGAUCGUGCAGCCUCCUUGGCGCAGUGGUUCAGCCGCCCCCUCGCCCCCGGCUCGCAGCCUGACCAGCCCCAGCCUGGGCGCAGGCGGCUGGAUGCGCCGCAGUGAGAGCACCUGCUCGGUUAAUUACUCCCUGGGGAUGCGGGCCGGCAAGGGGCAAAUGCGACCUGCCACCUCCCUGCCACACAUAGCUAAGGGGGUGGGGAUGGGGAGCAGGUCGCUGCCGACAUCAUCCAGGCCGUGUCUGCUCGUCGCCCUCAGGCCUCUGAACCUGGAGCAGGAGAAGCAGACGUUCUUCCAGUCCGACUACAAGUACGAGCCUCAGUUUGAGUACGCACAGCCGGAGCCCAAGAGCGUGUUGGAGAAGUACAAGGAGGGCUCAGGCCUCUUCCUCGAACAGGCGGUUGGAAUCAUGGAGUGCGUCCUGAGGAAGUUUGGCUCCUAUGAGAACUUUGAGGAGGUGACAGGCGGCAGCGUCCUCCCUAAAAGUCAAGUCUGGGCUGCUGUACGCAAAUAUCUGCAGAAAGAAGGCUGCGUCGGGGAGGUGGUGGUGCGUCUGUCUGACGAGCUGCUGUCUCAGGCGGUGAUGGUGGUGGAGAGCUGUCGUCCCACUCUGACCAUCAACCUGGCCGGAGCUCGACAGCACUGGCUGGAGGGGAUGCUGCGACAUGAGAUCGGUACACAUUACCUGCGCGGGGUAAACAACAACCUGCAGCCGUGGGCGUCCACUGAGGGCAGGAAGCAGUUCGGCCUCAAACCGGCCAAUCCCACGGAGGAGGGCCUGGCCAGCCUGCACAGCGUGUUGCUACGGAAACAGCCCUACCUGUGGCGUGCAGCGCUGCUCUACUACACGGUGUACCACGCCACCAGCAUGAGCUUCAGCCGGCUCUUCAGCCACAUCGCUCGCUUCGUCCAGGACCCGGACGUCCGCUGGGAGUACUGCCUGAGAGCCAAGAGGGGACAGACGGACACCUCACAGCCCGGCUGCUUCAGUAAAGAUCAGGUUUACCUGGACGGGAUCCUCCGAAUCCUGCGACACCGAAGGAACAUCGACUUCAAGAUGUUGACCUCUUUGGGAAAGGUGUCUUUUGAGGACGUGGAGAGGCUGCGUCACUUUGCCGUCCUCCAACGUACCAGAAUCCCGCACUUCAUGCGUGACCAGGAGCGUUACCUGCAGCACCUGGAUCACAUCGUCGCCGUCAACGAGCUGGACGAUUCAACGCUGCAAGACCUGCUGCCCUGACCCCCCCCCCCCCCCCCCCCCCUCCCUGCACCACCUGAACCCAAGAAGAAGAAGAAGAGCUGGAGGUACACAGACUGUAACACGUGGUGCGUUCAAUGUCACUUAAAAACAUCCAGUAUUAUCGAUGCUUCAUUUGAGCGAUUCUUUUUUGUAAAACUUGAAUGAGACGAACAAAAAGGGACGUACACACUAACACCUCUAUCUACAUCUUCACUUUCGUCCAAUGCAUGUCCCUCCUCCUCCUCGCCUUUACUCCUACUAUGAAGUUACCUCAAUACUGCAACUCUACGAUGUAACCAACAUUAUAUAUGUCGACUCAUACAUAAUCACUGCGCCUGUACACUGCUAACAUGUCUCGUACAGAUUCAAACAUAAUCACAUGCUUUAUUUAUGCAAUUAUUUAAGUUUUUUACUUUGAGAGAACAAACUGAAUGUCUCUGGUUUUAGCUUUAUACAUUUUUAUUUGUGUUUUUAUGCCUUAGAUUGUUUGCAUUUUAAAAAAAAGGACACCAAGGACAUUUCAAAAACCCGGGGAAGUCCGAACUGAGACCGAGAAUCUUUACGAUAUCAAGUGCCAGAGGACUCAGUCAAGUAUUCAAACGUUCCCCGGGGGGAUUUUUUAAUUAUCAGUGUUAUUGAGCAGAUAAUCAGCUGUGUUGUUUCUGUCUUAACAGUGUCCUUGGUGGUCUUUUCAUAUCAGUAUGCUACUGUGAUGUGACCCCGUCCCUGAGCUCCCCCCUCUGCAGAAACCAAACCUGCUUUUGCUGCGUUAAAGGGACACAGUUCAGACGCUUUGGGAAAUGUGCUUAGUAGCUUUUGUGCAGGAGGUUAGAUGACACGCUCAAAUCUGUCUGUUCAGUGUGUGGAUUUAGAAAGAGACCUGGAUACCACAUUGGAGGCGGGGCCCUGGAUGUAAAAUGGCUUCUGCACUCAGGGGCCCAUAGAGCAGGCACACAAGAUGCUUCGCUGGCCAAGCAGCGAACCUCCAGUUUAGUGCUCCACUAACUUAAAUGGGGUUGAGAUGAUUUAGACUCCUCUAGACUAAAGAAAUGUCAUCGGAUUGAAUGGAUCAAAUCCCGAUAGUGCAACGAGUCACUCUGGGGAGGGAUGAGACGCUCAAAAAAAUGUAUCCACUAAUUUACAGACGUCUGGUUCACAGUUUAAAUCUGUGGGGAAGAGUCUUUUUGGGCCCCAGGGCAUCACGUGACAGAACAGGAAGUGGUAGAUACACGUUUUGCAUCGAUAUCAUUGGCUCCAAAGUCCAGUGUACUUCCCACGGGCCUGUUUGAUGUAGACAACUAGGGAUAGACCUAUAUGGAUUUUUUUAGGGCCGAUGCCGAUACCGAUUUUUUUCCAUCACCCUUAGCCGAUGACCAAUUAUGGACUGCCGAUAUUUGGGGCCGAUACU